GGUAGUUGGCUGGCACAGACUGGCCAAGUGCUAUGCAGAGGAGGGGUCGAUGGCCUGUGUGUAUCUUGCGGCUUUUGUAAAAGUUUUGGGGCGGGCGUUGAAGUGCAACGAGGCUUGGAAGCUGGUAACAAUGAGCUACCUUCCCCGCCAUUUGUACCCCUAGGGUCCUGCUGGCAAAGUGAGACUCUGUCUCUUUUUUUUUCCUGCUGGGAAAACUUUCCUGCCAUUUUUACACCGGUCGUUUCUCGUCUUCUGCACACUGCAUUGGUGAUGACGUGGAGGCUCCAACCCCCCGAUCCCAAAGGACCGAUGACUUUGCGAUGUGCGAGCAGCAUCCUGGCACGUACACACACGCAUGGCUGUUGAGGGCAAACGUGCGUCUGUAAGGAUGGAUGACGUGGCAGCCCUACAGUCGCAGCAGCAGAGUGGCAACGCCACCGCCGUUGUGGAGUCUUCUCUUGCCUCGUUGCUACGUGGCGUGCGGAGAGCGCUUGAGGAGGUCGAUGACGUGGCGGUCGUGGUCAACAUCCUGACCCAGAUCGCUGCACUGCUGCUUCCUCCUGAGUCUGCCACCACCGGCUAUGGUGGUCGGACGCCAUCAUCUUCUGACAGAGGAAAGCCACUGCCGUCACCGGUCGCAGCAUUUGAUGAGGAUGGAGGGAAAGCAAGUGUGAAGCAGCAGUGUCCUGCUGUCUGUGCAGUCGAUCAGCAUGUGAAGAAUUGUGUUUCUGCUGCCAAGUCUGCUGUGUUGCCCAAGGAUGGAGCAGAGGAGAAUCAUUUGGCGCUUAUUAGGCAUGUGUUUUACAGAGGGAACUGCUUCUUCGCUUUUGCACAAUUGCUGCUGUAUGAAGUGGCUCCAGACUGGUUAGCUUGCUUUACGAGUGCCCAGCAGUUGGCGCUCUUCGACGCGUUCUUUCUUGCUGCACCGGCACUGGUGGUUCUGCGAGCAUUGGCACCUGAGAUAUCAUCAUUGGCAUCGCUGAGGGUCAGGUCAGCACGCCAAUACCCUGAUGAUGGAGAAGAGGAGGAAACCAACGCAGCGCAGCGGGCAGCCGAGAGACUGAUCAUCUUGCGCUUGUUAGGGAUGACAGCGGAGAGAGAAAGGCGGCAGGUCAGCGGUGGUGGAAAGGAGGGGAUCAAAGAGAUCGGACUGGAGCUCGGAGAACUCGCAGGCGCGGAAUCGAGAAAGCCGAACAAGGUAGAAAGGGUUGCAACAGACAGGGGCCAAGGCAGUAAGGGGGGGGGGAAGGAGGAGUUUGUGAGGGAGAUGGCUUUGCUGGUAGUUUCUUUACCUGACAGAGCCUUCACCAAGGCUGCACAGCAAUUGACUACCCCAUCCUUCUUCCGAUCGGUCCUGCAGCAGCUCAUCGCAGCAGGCAAUGAGUGCGAAGAGUCAACUUCGUCUGGCACAGAGAUCAUCAGUGUGGGUGCUCCAUCAAGCCAGCAGAUGAUGGGGAUGGACAAGGAGGAGGAGGAGAAGGAGGAGAAGGAGGAGGAGGAGGGGGCAACUUGUGAGGGAACUUCAUUUUCGGCAGAGGGGGAACAACCGAAAGGGAAUGCGGAAAGCGCAGAGACGAAUGACGCCAUCAUUGGACUAAGCGGAGAGGGGACCUAUCUUUUCAUUGCGGAGGUGAUCACCAGAAUGUGUCGGCGCGGUCAUGCGGAUCUGCUGGCGGCGGAGAUGGUGCGGACAUUGAUGGAAGGCGGUGGCAUGAGUCGGCAGAAAAAGGGGACGCUUCCAACGGCCAAUGCACAUUGUGGGGGGAGGGCUGGGGAAAGAGAGGGAGAGGGAGACCGCAAAAGGAGAGGAGGGAGCUGGUGGGCCAAUGUGUCGGCGCAGAUGGUGGAUUUCCACGCCUCUGAGAGAUGGCUAGAGUCCUUGAUGCGAUACAUGGCGAAGAUUGGAGUCUCUGAUCUCGAUGCGGUGGCCUGUUUGGACACAGUUUUGGGCAAAUCGGUUCUUACCAAUCCAAUCAUCAGAUCCUUGUUCGCAGAGCGGUUCCUUCUGCAACGGCCGCUUCCAUUGGCUUGCCUUCGCUGGAUUCUGGCUCUUGGGGUGAUGAGGUCGUCGCCAUCCUUGACGACUGGAGUGGGGGGAAGGCAGGGGCCCUCAACUGAGAAAAGCGCCAACAGCGGUGAUGUGGAGAAGGAGGAGAAGGAGGGAAGCGGUACUUAUACUAAAGAGCAGCAGCUGCUGAGACAAACGCUUGGAAGACUCGCAGCAGUAUGGGGCAACUCGCAGUUUGUACAGAAUACAGAAGUCAGGCUUCAAGGCUAUAUCAGCUCAGCCCUGGCAAUGUGCCUGGGCCAUGUCAGCCGCAGGAUGAUUGACGAUAUUCCAAAUCUGAUGCCGUCCAUUUUGCAAGGGGUCUCGGCACGAUUGGAUAGCCCUCUGAUGCCCAUCCGACGGACGGGAAUGCGUGUGGCGGAGGCAUUCUCACGGUCUUUUGAUCCUGGAAAUGUGCUUAUUUUCGAGGAAGAGGGAGAGAGCGGGGCAGGGGAUGCAUUUCUGUGGGAGGAGGGAUGGUGGGGGGAUCCCGGGCGUGUGAAAAGAGAGCYCCUGGGAGAGGAGCAAGGGUCAUUAAUGGAUGAUGAUAUGGCAGGAGGGAAAGGACGUGUGGCGGCGGCAGCUGUGAGGCUCGGAAAGCAGGAACGGGGAGAGRGAGCGGACAGAGAAAGCGGGGAAGAAWCAGUGGAGAGGAUGGACAAAGGAGGGCAGGAGGGUGAAUCGCAGCWGUUCAGAGGAGGAGGAKAUCCGGGCAAGGAAAGGGAAGGGGGUGUUGAAACCAUGGCGAAGAAGAGGYUAAGAAGCAGAAGAAGGGAGCGGCGAGAGAAGCUGGCUAUGGAGGAAGAUGACCCUGAUGCUGUGAUCAAUGUGACAAAAGGAGGAGGGAAGCAAAGGGGUUUUGUUAGCGAUGACGAGGACGAGGACAAGGCUGGUGCUAGCGACCCUGAGGACUCGAUCUCCGAUAGCCAGGACAGCGAAGAAGACUCAUUGGAGCCUUAUGACCUUUCCGAUGAUGAGGAGGAUUUGGAGAGGGAGAAGGUCCCGGGACAGCUACGCCUCUGCAUGUUAGCAUUCAACAAGACCGAUGACCCUGAUGCAGUUACUCGCGCCCUCGAUGUGGUAGAAGGCCUAAUUAGGGCAAUGCCGGAUGAACUUGAUGACUACGGUGCACAGCUGACGAGCAAGCUUCUACGAGUGAGUCCGAAUGACAUAACUGUGGCAGGAGCAGAAGCUGGAGCUGCGGAAAAGCGCCACAGGGCCCUCGUGGCCUUGCUCACCUGUUCCACCCUUCCCUCUCUCAAAGUUCUUUUGAAGGAGGUAUACUCCCCCCACAUGGACAGCAGCCAUCGGCUGGUGAUCCUCGACGCCAUGGCGGAUGCUGCUCUCGAGCUGUCGUCGCUGGAGACCUCCCAGUCAUUCUCUGAGCAGAGGUCUCUGGUGCGGGAGCUCACGCCUGCUGAGGGAUCUUCAAAAAGUCCGUGGUGGGGACCACCACCUGUGGGCAGUAUCCCUGAACCUACUACCGGUGCUGGACCUUGGGUUGAGGCUCGCCAGUCCCAUGGUCUGCUGUCUCUGCCUCGGUAUGAGCGGGAGCUGCCACUGUUGCCUGGCACAAGGGAGGCAGGCACUUCGAGACGCUGGGGCCACACGUCACUGCGCCUAAGAAGGCAGGCGCACUUGGGUGGUAAAAUGCCAGGAACCAGCACGAGGAUGAACCGGUUUGCGCCUUACGCGGCAACCUUCAUGCUACCCUUAAUGAGAGAUUACGACAAGGUCGAUGGCACCCUCCGUCUGGUGUCCCGUGAUUUUUUCGUCUUUGGUAGACUCUUGCAAGUGUUAGGACUUUUCGUCACCUGCUCCGCUCCAUCGGUUGAGACCCUCCCUCUUGCUACGGUGCUUUUGGAGCUGCUGCAAACUGGAGGGGUUGGCCGGCACAAGGAGGCGUACGUACGGCAGUCGGCACUGGAGGCAGCAGCAUGCGUCAUGGUCGCCCUGUCGCCAGCAAACAUUGUGGCGGCUCUAGGAGACGGUGGAGGAGUGCUUGUGGGGCUUCUGGCUUGGGUCCACAACUGGGCAAAGGCGCUAUCUGAAAAUGACAGCGACGAAAAUUGCGUCCUUCUGGCAGAAAGAAUGCUCUUGUCACCGACCACAGAUCGGUCCAUUAACGCUGCGUUGUUUGGAAAGAAGACGAAGACGAAGGCGAAGACGAAGACAAAGAUGGAGACGGAGACGAAGACGAAGAAGAAGGCGACGACGACGAAGAAGAAGAAGAAGAAGAAGAAGAAGAAGAAGAAGAAGAAGAAGAAGAAGAAGGAGGAGGGACACUGAGCCCGGUUCUCAGCAUAGGUAGAACAAACCAGCAGGUAGCAC
Messenger RNA from Chara braunii, 4378 nucleotides. The record is from the annotation of a GenBank genome assembly. Lineage: Eukaryota; Viridiplantae; Streptophyta; Charophyceae; Charales; Characeae.